Molecule: messenger RNA, 775 nt
Organism: Prorocentrum cordatum
Lineage: Eukaryota; Dinophyceae; Prorocentrales; Prorocentraceae
Source: the annotation of a GenBank genome assembly
GCCGCCCGGAUUUCAGGAGACCUCGGCGCCCCGGGUCGAUCCGCGAGUGCCCUGGGCUGUGGCGCUGCGGAGUCGGGAGCUGCUCCGCGCUCCGAAGUCGCCCACCGGCGCCCGAGCUGCCGCCGCGGCGGGCGCUGGGCGGGCAGCGGCGGCCGGCGGCGGCGGCCCGGCGCCGGGCUUCUCGGGGGUGCUGCUGGCAAAGAAGUGGGAGCUGGGCAAGGUCGAUCCCACAGGGUGGCUGAUGAGCGAGAAGCUGGACGGCAUGCGUGGCUACUGGGACGGGCACCGCCUGCUCUCGCGGACCGGCAACGAGGUCCGGUGCCCCGACGCAGGCCUGGGCGACGAGUUGCCUGCCGGUUUUCCGCUGGACGGGGAGCUGUUCUUGGGGCGCGGCAGGUUCCAGGAGCUGAUGCCCGUGAUCAAGAACGGCGCGAGCGGUGUGCGCGAGUGGGCCGCGGUGCGCUACGUCGUCUUCGACGCACCUGCAGCGCCAGGAGGCUUCGAGGCGAGGCUCGAGGCUGCCGAGAGGCGCCUGGCCGGGAACCUGAGGGUCAGGGUCCACCCUCAUGCUCUGUGCGAGUCGUUGGAGCACCUGAGCAGGGAGCAGAAGCGCGUGGAGGAGCUGGGCGGGGAGGGCCUCAUGCUGCGCCGGCCGGGCAGCGCCUACUGUGUCGGACGCGACGCGUCCCUGCUGAAGGUGAAGAGCUUCAGCUCGACGACGAGGCGGUGGUUGUCGCGCACGAGCCGGGCAAGGGCAGGAACGCCGGAGUCCUAG